Messenger RNA from Anguilla rostrata (American eel), 1528 nucleotides. RefSeq names its product single stranded DNA binding protein 2b (gene ssbp2b). NCBI's taxonomy places the organism in Eukaryota, Metazoa, Chordata, Actinopteri, Anguilliformes, Anguillidae. Gene Ontology annotation, biological process: positive regulation of transcription by RNA polymerase II. Gene Ontology annotation, molecular function: single-stranded DNA binding; protein binding. The record is from RefSeq and is a predicted model, not a curated record. Gene Ontology annotation, cellular component: nucleus. The transcript is spliced from 17 exons. The coding region runs from base 99 to 1175 and encodes 358 amino acids.
GGGAAGCGACGCUCCUAGUGUCGCCAUGGUGACGGGGUUGUGCUCGGGGAGGCUGUGAUGGGUUGACAGGUGCGUGACAAUCGGAGCUCUCUGCAAGCAUGUACGCCAAAGGCAAGAGUAACAACGUACCGUCCGACAGCCAAGCCAGGGAAAAGUUAGCGCUCUACGUGUACGAAUACCUGCUGCAUGUAGGAGCUCAGAAGUCUGCACAGACCUUCCUGUCGGAGAUCCGAUGGGAGAAGAACAUCACAUUAGGAGAACCUCCAGGGUUCCUGCAUUCGUGGUGGUGUGUAUUCUGGGACCUGUACUGUGCAGCACCCGAGAGGAGAGAGACAUGUGAGCACUCCAGCGAAGCCAAGGCCUUCCACGACUACAGCGCGGCGGCGGCUCCCAGCCCGGUCCUCGGGAACAUCCCUCCAGGAGACGGGAUGCCAGUGGGGCCCGUCCCCCCGGGAUUCUUCCAGCCUUUCAUGUCUCCUCGUUACCCUGGCGGCCCCAGACCUCCCCUCAGAAUACCCAAUCAGGCUCUUGGGGGAGUCCCAGGAAACCAGCCGUUACUGCCCAGUGGAAUGGACCCCACAAGACAGCAAGGCCAUCCAGGCAUGGGCGGGGCUAUGCAACGGAUGACCCCGCCAAGGGGGAUGGUCCCACUUGGGCCACAGGGAUACGGAGGGGGAAUGAGGCCCCCCAUCAAUGCGCUAGGUGGCCCAGGAAUGCCCGGGAUGAACAUGGGCCCCGGAGGUCGACCCUGGCCAAACCCUCCGAACGCCAACUCGAUCCCGUACUCUUCAGCGUCUCCGGGGAGCUAUGUGGGUCCACCUGGAGGAGGGGGUCCCCCAGGAACUCCCAUAAUGCCCAGCCCAGCAGAUUCCACAAACUCCGGGGAGAACAUGUACACUAUGAUCAAUGCAGUGCCUCCUGGGGCUAACCGAUCAAACUUCCCCAUGGGCCCAGGAGCGGACGCCCCCAUGGGGGGUAUGCCUGGAAUGGAGCCGCACCACAUGAACGGGUCACUAGGAUCUGGUGACAUGGACAGUCUGCCCAAGAACUCUCCCGGCAACAUGAGCAUGAGCAACCAGCCCGGAACCCCCCGAGAUGAUGGAGAGAUGGGCGGGAACUUCCUCAACCCCUUUCAGAAUGAAAGCUACUCUCCAAACAUGACCAUGAGCGUGUGACGCUUUGUGGGGACGUCCGGUGGAGUGUACAGUACAGUUGAAACAUGGAACUCGCUACAUCCUGCUGUGUCUAGCCUUCAUCAGCUCUCUGAAGCCUUUUCUGCGCACCCUUUGGUUUCAUCUUAUCCUCAUUUUACAUACAGCCCUUAAAGACCGAGAGACUGACCCUGAUUUUAACGAUCACCCAGAGGAAAAAUCAAAACAAAAAAAAAAGACUUAAAAAGGCCACAGUUUAUCUAUAUAUUUAUAUAUUUGUGUAUAUAUGUGGGUGUGCAAUCAGAUACAUGUGCAUGUAUAUACAAAUAGAGAUGUAUUCCUUGAUCCUGCUUUGGACCGAGAAAAAAAAAAAGAAA